AUGAACAGACUGCCGAAAAGAGUAGCUAUGGCAGGGGAAGAAGAAGCAAGCAUCCGGGACGACAUCGAUAGGGCGAGCGAUCUCCCGCACUGCAUUCUGCAUCACAUCCUCUCCUUUCUCGACACCAAAUCCGCUGUCGGGACCAGCGCCCUGUCCAAAAGGUGGACGACCCUGUGGAAAGAAGUCGCUGUCUUGGAUAGGUUAAGCCAACUCCCGGACUACAUUCUGCACCACAUUCUCUCCUUCCUCGGCGGCGACGCCAGAGCAUCCUGUCGAGCCGGCGCUCUGUCCAAGAGGUGGACCAACUUGUGGAAGCACGCCUUCGUCUUCGAUUUCCAGGCAAAGUCGUUGAUCAAUGACGAUGGCGAAUUGUGGUUGCAAGAUGCUCUGUCAUCUCUCGGAUCCCACCACGCUGGCACCAUUGGUAGCGUUAGCUAUGAAUUUACUGAGAUUCGGGACUCCAGAACAAAUACGCGCUUGGAGAUUGAGCUGUUUGAUAUAGUCAUGAGAUAUCUCGGCAGUUGUCCUGAUCCUCGUCUUCGAAUUUUGUCGAUUGCCGGUCGGGUUCCUUUCGAUCAGUUAGCCCAGCCCAUCACAGUUCAUGGUCACCGUGAACAUCUCACCACUCUGAAGCUCGAGCGGUUCGCUCUCUGCCCUCCCAGCGCGAUUGCCAAUCACCACUUCACGAAUCUGACUAUUUUGGAACUGCGUGCCUGCUACGUGGGAUGUGGUUGGUGUUCACUUGAUGAUGAUCCUUUCGCCGGUCUGCCUUGUUUGGAGAGCUUGAAGCUGAUCCAUUGCCAUCUCGAGAAGCCGUUGCGAGUGUCGGGACUCCAACUGGUGAACCUCGAAAUUGCGAGUGAUCAGCGGCCUGCACAUUCGACGAUUUGGCGCAUCUCGAGAUUGUGUGCUCCGAAGCUCGAGUCUCUGUAUCUUUCGGCUCCCACAAGCACGAUCUGGCUCAUCGACGAGGUGACCCUUCCUUGUCUUGCUCGCGCUGUCGUCCGACUCGAGAGCCUCGACGACAACAUGGAUUAUGAGUUGCUUGGCCGUGGUUAUAUGAAGAUGGUGAACAGUGCGUUUGUGACGUUGUUGCGUGGUUUGCACAAUGUAAAGUCUCUCGAUCUGUGUUUCAACGACGAGCUCAGGCCACCACAAAAGAUCUUGGUGUGCCUCUUCCUUCUCGUUGAUAGUGCUCGGCGUGAGAGCAGAGCAGAGAAACAGAGUAUGUCUGGUGCAGAGUAUAGGGUGAGUGAUCUCCAGGACUACAUUCUGCAUCACAUCCUCUCCUUCCUUGACACCAGAUCUUCCGGCCGAACCAGUAUUCUGUCCACGAGAUGGACCAAGUUGCGGAAAGGCGGACACGCUCCCCUGUUCUUAUUAAGUCGAGCCUGCUAA
This is a messenger RNA of Linum tenue, 1398 nucleotides long. NCBI's taxonomy places the organism in Eukaryota, Viridiplantae, Streptophyta, Magnoliopsida, Malpighiales, Linaceae. The record is from the annotation of a GenBank genome assembly.